Molecule: messenger RNA, 2357 nt
Organism: Amphiprion ocellaris (clown anemonefish)
Lineage: Eukaryota; Metazoa; Chordata; Actinopteri; Pomacentridae
Gene: gldn
Product: gliomedin
Exons: 10
Coding region: 1-1752 (583 amino acids)
Biological process (GO): signal transduction
Cellular component (GO): cell surface
Source: RefSeq, a predicted model, not a curated record
AUGCUGAGGUUGGCAGACGACCCUCACAAGAGAGGAGGUGAAGUGGUGACCAUGUGGAUCCCGACGCCCAGCAUGACCCUCACCCAACGCUUGGUGCUGUACGGGACGUGUGCCGUGGCGCUGAUGAACUCGGUGGGCCUCCUGGUGCUCCUGGUCCGGCAGAAUCAGCAGCAGGUCCGGCUGGUGCGGACGGAGGCGAGGCUGACUGAAGUGGAGCAGAGCUCGGUGGUGGAGUUCAUCCAGGAGGUGCCCAGAGGAGCGGCGGGGUUGAGGGCGAGCGUUGGAGGGGAGCAGCCACAAUACCAGUACCAGUACUCCAGGAACAAGAGGAGCGAAGAGAUGGAGAAGGAGCUACAGCAGGAGAUGCAGGAGAUCCACCUGGAGGAGGGGAAGGAGUUCAGCGAGCAGGAGGUCAGCCAGGAGGUGGGAGAGGAAACGGAGAAGAAGAUGAAGCACAAACAUCGACACAGCCAGCGUUACCACAAGACACAAGUGCAGGAUGACAUGAUGAUGAUGAUGACUUACUCCAUGGUCCCGAUCAAAUUGUUGAUUGACAUUUGCAACAGCACCAAGGGGGUCUGCAUAGCUGGACCUCCAGGACCGCCGGGUUUGCCUGGUGCAGAUGGCAUGGCUGGUCAGAAUGGGACUGAUGGCAUCCCAGGACUGAAUGGAACGCCCGGGGCUGAUGGGAAAAGAGGAAAAAAAGGGCCGCCAGGUGAGAAAGGAGAACCGGGGGAGAAAGGAGCGCGAGGAGAGCCCGGUCCGCCUGGAGAGACGAGUCAGCCAUCCAAUGACGUCAUGAUCGAGGGUCCUCCCGGUCCACCAGGACCUCCUGGACCUAUGGGCCCUCCAGGACCUCCUGGACCUCAGGGACCCCCCAGAACAAGGCACCACAGAGCCCACCUUCAAGCUCCUCAUACUUUGGGGCUUUUGCACGCAAUUCCAAAUGAUGAAACUUCACCCGUCAAGGAGGCUGUGAAACGUCAUGAGAAGCCUGCUAAGAAGAACGAGUGCCUGAUUAAGUCUCUGAUCAACCCCAGGAACGUGACGAAGAUGGAGAGCACAUUUGGCACGUGGAUGAAAGACACGGCUCAGCUGAACGAUGAGAGAAUCUGGGUGGCAGAACACUUUUCUGGCCGUGUGGUGAAAGAGUAUCAGAGCAUUGCCUCCUUUCAGAGCAACAGCAGCGACGUUGUGGAUGUGAGAAAGUUCUACCAAGGCUGCGGACACACCGUCCACAACGGUUCCCUCUACUAUCACAUCGCCGGUACUUCCAGCAUCGCCCGAUAUCACUUCCACACCAAGAGCCUUCGCACUCUCACCAUAGACCACGCUCUGCACCACAACCUGGCCUACCUGCUCCACAACUCCAAGACCUACUUCAAGCUGGCGGCGGACGAGAACGGCCUGUGGCUGAUCUUUGCGUCCAGCGUGGACGAGAGCAUCAUGGUGGCCCAGCUGGACCAGAAGACCUUCUCCGUCACCUCCUACAUCAACACCACCUACCCCCGCACCAAGGCCGGCAACGCCUUCAUCGCCUGCGGGGUCCUGUACGUCACCGACACCAAGGACAGCAGAGUCACCUUUGCUUUCGACCUGCUGAAGGGGAAGCCGGUGAAUAUGACCUUCGACCUGAGGUCUCCUGGUGGAGUCCUGGCGAUGCUCUCCUACAGCCCCAAGGACAGACACCUGUAUGUGUGGGACCAGGGCUACGUCAGGCUCUAUGUGGUUCACUUCAUCUCUGACGAGUGAAGAUCAUGCUGUCUGAACGCGACAGGCAACAAGACAUGACUGUUACUACAGCUGCAUGCAAAAUUAUUCAACCUCCACAGUAUAAUGAGUACUGUAGACCUGAGAACAAUGCUGAGCUGGAGACCAUUGCCCACGAGGAAUGGGCUAAAAUCCCCACGGAGCUGCCAGAAGCUUGUUAGAGACGAUACCUCCCGUCUACAGCAAGUCAUUGCAGCAAAAUGGGUGAUGCACCAAGCACUAACGAUGCAGCCUCUGAGGGGGUUGAACAAUUUUGCAACAUGCUUUUUGCAAAAAAGUUGAAAUCCUGGAUGGAUUAUGAAUUAAAUCUUGAUUUUUACUUCGGUAUUAAAUCUCAAUAAACUAAGUGUUCACCUCUUAUAUGAUUUAGUCGCCUGCAGUUGUAAUGUUGCUCACUUUGCCAAAAUGUCAAAAAUGUCAGAGGGGUUGAAUAAUUUUGCAUGCAACUGUAUAUAUAUUGAAAGCAGAACGACUACUGACUUGGAAAUUACUCCUAUUAAGGUUUUCAGGAGAGGCAUACACGCUACAGUUUCUAUUCCUGUCAAUAUAAAGGUUUGUGUUUGAUAAUAAAUUGUCAGAAAAAAAUA